Molecule: messenger RNA, 3108 nt
Organism: Lontra canadensis (Northern American river otter)
Lineage: Eukaryota; Metazoa; Chordata; Mammalia; Carnivora; Mustelidae
Gene: SLC7A1
Product: solute carrier family 7 member 1
Exons: 13
Coding region: 359-2248 (629 amino acids)
Biological process (GO): amino acid transport; transmembrane transport
Cellular component (GO): plasma membrane
Molecular function (GO): amino acid transmembrane transporter activity
Source: RefSeq, a predicted model, not a curated record
CCGGCGCGCGGCUGAUGAAACCCGGCGCCGGAGCCCGCCCGCUCUCCACGCUCCAUUCAGUCAGCGCGGGCAGGUGAACUGACGGGCGGGGCGCGAGGCCAGCCGGCGUCCGCUAACCGCAGCCCCAGCUCCCGCUCCCUGCGCGCUGCGCCUCCGUCCGAGCGGCCGUCCUCCCAGCGGCGCGUGCCGAGCCCCUCCGCGGACUAGCCGGCAUCCUGCCACCCGCCGCCCGCCCGCCGCCUCGGAGCAAGAAGCUCCCAUCUCAUCCCUCCUGAGACGUCUUUGCUCCAGAAACCAGGUGAUCCUCAGGUGACGAGGUGACGAGUUCUUACAUCCUAUUUCAGAAUUGAACAACACGAUGGGGUGCAAAGUUCUGCUUAACAUCGGGCAUCAGAUGCUGCGGAGGAAGGUGGUGGACUGCAGCCGGGAGGAGAGCCGGCUGUCCCGUUGCUUGAACACUUUCGACCUGGUGGCGCUGGGGGUGGGCAGCACGCUGGGUGCCGGUGUGUAUGUCCUGGCCGGAGCUGUGGCCCGUGAGGACGCGGGCCCCUCCAUUGUCAUCUCCUUCCUGAUCGCAGCGCUGGCCUCAGUGCUGGCCGGCCUCUGCUACGGCGAGUUUGGUGCUCGAGUCCCCAAGACAGGUUCGGCCUACCUCUACAGCUACGUCACCGUCGGGGAGCUCUGGGCCUUCAUCACUGGUUGGAACUUAAUCCUCUCCUACAUCAUCGGUACUUCAAGUGUAGCGAGAGCCUGGAGUGCAACGUUUGACGAGCUGAUUGGCAAACCCAUCGGGGAGUUCUCACGGACGCACAUGGCUCUGAACGCCCCUGGAGUGCUGGCCGAAAACCCAGACAUAUUUGCUGUGAUCAUCAUUCUCAUCUUAACAGGACUUUUAACUCUCGGUGUGAAAGAGUCGGCCAUGGUCAACAAAAUAUUCACUUGUGUCAAUGUUCUGGUCUUGGGCUUCAUAAUGGUGUCAGGAUUUGUGAAAGGAUCGAUUAAAAACUGGCAGCUCACAGAGGAGGAUUUCCAGAACACAUCCAGUCAUCGCUGCUUGAGCAAUGACACAAAACAAGGGACACUUGGUGCUGGUGGAUUCAUGCCCUUUGGAUUCUCUGGUGUCCUGUCUGGGGCAGCGACGUGCUUCUAUGCCUUUGUGGGCUUUGACUGCAUCGCCACGACAGGUGAAGAGGUCAAGAACCCUCAGAAGGCGAUCCCCGUGGGGAUUGUCGCGUCCCUCCUAAUUUGCUUCAUCGCUUACUUCGGGGUGUCGGCUGCCCUCACGCUCAUGAUGCCAUACUUCUGCCUGGACAAGGACAGUCCCCUGCCCGAUGCCUUCAAGUAUGUGGGCUGGGAAGGUGCUAAGUACGCGGUGGCCGUCGGCUCCCUCUGCGCUCUUUCCACCAGUCUUUUAGGUUCCAUGUUUCCCAUGCCUCGAGUCAUCUAUGCCAUGGCUGAAGAUGGACUGCUAUUUAAAUUUUUGGCCAAAAUCAACGAUAGGACCAAAACACCAAUAAUUGCCACGUUGACCUCAGGUGCCAUUGCUGCUAUGAUGGCCUUUCUCUUUGACCUGAAGGACUUGGUGGACCUCAUGUCGAUUGGCACUCUCCUGGCUUACUCUUUGGUGGCUGCCUGUGUGUUGGUCUUACGGUAUCAGCCAGAGCAACCUAAUAUGGUAUACCAGAUGGCCAGAACUACCGACGAGCUCGAUCAAGUGGACCAGAAUGAAUUGGUGAGCACCAGUGAUUCCCAGACAGGCUUUUUACCAGAAGCAGAACGGUUUUCUUUGAAAACCAUACUCUCACCCAAAAAUAUGGAGCCUUCCAAAUUCUCCGGGCUAAUUGUGAACAUUUCAACCAGCCUCAUAGCAAUUCUUAUCCUCACCAUCUGCAUUGUUGCCGUGCUCGGAAAGGAGGCUCUGACAAAAGCGGAGUUGUGGGCCAUCUUUGUGCUUGCUGGAUCUGUCCUCCUCUGCUCCCUGGUUACCAUCAUCAUCUGGAGGCAGCCUGAGAGCAAGACCAAGCUUUCAUUUAAGGUGCCCUUCCUGCCGCUACUUCCCGUCCUGAGCAUCUUUGUGAACGUCUAUCUCAUGAUGCAGCUGGACCAAGGCACAUGGGUCCGGUUUGCAGUGUGGAUGCUGAUAGGCUUCAUCAUCUAUUUUGGUUAUGGUUUGUGGCACAGCGAGGAGGCGUCCCUGGCCGCCGACCAAGCAAGGACUCCUGAUGGCAAUUUGGACCAUUGCAAGUGACACGCAGCCCCUCCCUCAGAGGUGACCGCAACCCCGAGGGAUGCCCGCAGAGGUCCUGGGAGCACCUCACUCUGUCCACCAGUGCGUCAGGACCCACCCACAUCUACACAGCCCCAAUGCAGCAGACGCUGCAGCUACCUGAAACGCAGCCUUAGCCCGCAGCCCGUGUGUCCUGCUUAGACUCGCUCCGCAGCAGGUGCACGAGGGCCCGUCACCUCGGACAGCUCCCCAGCAGGGGCCGCUUGGCCACAGCUAGCCACCGCGGCUCCUAACAUCCUCCUGAACACAGAAAGCGGCCCCCGUCCUCUCCAGCUCCGUGUGCAUGCUGCUGUGUGCUCAGGCAGAAUGGAGGUCACGGUUUCUUGUCACCUUGGGAAUCCAGGCCUCCCUCCCUGGGGACCAUUCUAGUAUUAAACAUGUGCGCACUCCAGACUCUCCAUAGCCAUCUCCCCACACGGCCCCCAAGGCCGGCCGCAGAGGCAAGGUGAGUACUCCAAAACACACGUCCCCAGCAGUCUUGCCCCUGGAGCCGAAGGACAGCAGUUUACUUUAAAAAGGAAAAGCAAGACUGGUUUCCUUCUCCCACUCCUGUUCCCUGCGUUGCUUCCAGAAGAGGUCAGGAGGACUGUGAGCUCUCCCCUCCUUCCCCUUCCAGGCAGGGGUUCACUGCUUCACCGGACAGCCCCGCACACUCCAGCGGUGCUGAGGGCAGGCGUUUCCAUCACUGACAAGGAGGAAGGGAGCGCCGCUGUGGGGACGAGGCAGCAGGACCAAGGCAGGGCCGCCUCUACUCCUGGUGCCCAAGUGUGGGGACCUCCCCAGCCACACUCUGUCUCUCUCCAGGCCCCAGGCCGGUUCUG